Molecule: messenger RNA, 2264 nt
Organism: Lolium rigidum
Lineage: Eukaryota; Viridiplantae; Streptophyta; Magnoliopsida; Poales; Poaceae
Product: E3 ubiquitin-protein ligase At1g63170-like
Exons: 5
Coding region: 791-2038 (415 amino acids)
Molecular function (GO): zinc ion binding
Source: RefSeq, a predicted model, not a curated record
AUUCAUCAAAUACUUUAGCAGCAUCGUUUACAGCAAGUGUUCAUCCCGCGAUUAGCUUGAAUCACACUGACCUUCACGAUUCCCCUUGGUGUGCCGGUGAACACCCGGCGCACCAUCUGGAUCCGCCCCUGAGACCCUGAUAAGACUAUUCAUAUUAGUUUAUUAGAUAGAUUAAAUUGUCGGGGCCUUGCAGUUCUGCGCCGUCCCCAACAAUCAAUUUAGUGAUGCCGAUUAAUUGUGCAGGAAAAAAAAACGAACACUUGCUGUAAUAGUUUUCACUAUCAUGCUCAACAAGCUGUAAAAAAUGGCCUGGCGUAACAAAAACUCUAGCUUAAGAUGAAGACUGAAAUCCACUGGGCACUAUGCCUUUUAGGGAAAUGUUUAUGGGUUGUAGCGGAUGCCCUCGUUAUAUUAAACUGGAUUAUAUUCCUGUCUAGUGGAAUAAAAAUAAUGGUAUUGUUUAAGAAAUGCUAUAUCCAGGCUCAUUGUGUGCCUCGUAUGUGUAUUCAAAAAGGAUGUAUGAGAGGUUCAUUGUUUUUAAUUUUGUAGCUUAGCAUACUUUUGCUGGGAUCUUUCUUGAAGCAAAUGAAGCUACCCGAAUCGACAAACUGAUGUUCACUGGAUUAUACUGAGAAUCGACGUUCUGCUCGCUGUAUCUUUUCGGAAACACCGGCCAUCUGUAGCUCCUAGCUUAAAAAGAUGGGGAACGAGAUAUGGCUAGCCAUGAUGAGUAUGCAGUUGCUCUUUCGUGAUUAGAACUAGCCCUGAAAUCAGUAGAUCAAAGUUACCGAUGGAGCGUGCUAAUUGCGAUGAGCCACAUGAGCAUGUUGUAAAUGUAGCACAUGGGGAAACUGCAUCCACAUCAACCAGUCAUCAGGAUAUGCACAGUGAUACGGAUGAGCAACAUCAGGAAGAUAGGGCUUCAACAAGCACGCGAACCCCAUCGCCACAGUCUUCUGCAUCGACGUCACCGACUGCUUAUGACUCCAGAAAUUUAUCGUUUCCUAGAAGAGAUAGUUUCUACGGUCGUGGAAGAAGUCUUUGGAAUUCCGGUCUAUGGAUCUCGUUUGAACUUGUCAUGUAUGUAGCACAGAUUACAGCUGCUAUUGUCAUCCUCCUACUUUCAAGAGAUGAACUUCCACAUGCCCCUUUAGUUGCAUGGAUAAUUGGUUAUACAGUUGGCUGCGCUGCAAGUCUCCCACUUAUUUAUUGGCGCUAUGUCCAUCGAAACAGACUUUCGGAGGAUGAACCUGAACAGCCACCUACAACUUAUCCUACUUUGACUUCCUCUCAGUCAUCAGAAGGACGCAAUCAGCGUACCAGUGGUACUGUCUUGCAUCUUGGGUGUAUCACGAUUUCCUGUCCAAGGCCUAGCAUACUGGCUUAUCAUUCGAAAACAGCUGUCGACUGUUUCUUUGCUGUAUGGUUUGUUGUUGGCAAUGUGUGGAUUUUUGGUGGGCGUGGCACUUCAUCAGAUGCUCAGGACGCUCCAAAUAUGUAUAGGCUUUGUUUAGCAUUCCUUGCACUUAGUUGUGUUGGUUAUGCCGUUCCGUUCAUCAUGUGUGCAGCAAUAUGCUGCUGCUUUCCAUGCUUAAUUUCUGUUUUGCGCCUCCAAGAGGACUUGGGUCAAAGUAGAGGAGCUACUCAAGAGCUAAUCGAUGCAUUGCCAACCUACAAAUUCAAACCAAAACGAAACAAAAACUGGGUGCCUGAUCAUGCUUCAAGCUCAGAGAAUCCUAGUGAGGGUGGCAUCCUCGGCCCAGGAACUAAAAAGGAAAGGAUUGUUUCGGCUGAAGAUGCUGUGUGCUGCAUCUGCCUUACUAAGUAUGGAGAUGACGAUGAGCUUCGCGAGCUUCCUUGCAACCACUUGUUUCACGUACAAUGUGUCGAUAAAUGGCUGAAGAUAAAUGCAGUAUGCCCUCUCUGCAAGACAGAGAUUGGAGGCGUGGUUCGGUCGUUCUUUGGGUUGCCCUUUGGCCGCCGCCGUGUUGAUAGGAUGGCAGGAAGAGGUGUAGCUAGCUCAAGAUUUAGUGUAUAGGACACUUCCUUUUGCUGCGUUAUUCUUGGCUCACCAAAGUGAUGACAGCCAAUGGAGAUCUGGUGCUUGCAAUGGGAAGUUUGUGAUGUACAGGUGGAGAUGAUAGUGUAUUCUGAUGUAUCAUUUGACAACGAGCUUGUAAAUAAAGGAAUGAAGUUCACUUCAGAGCAUAGGGAAGGAUGUAUUGUGUACUAUGGUUGAUCUUAUUUUACUUCAUGUACUGUGA